Molecule: messenger RNA, 8364 nt
Organism: Elgaria multicarinata webbii
Lineage: Eukaryota; Metazoa; Chordata; Lepidosauria; Squamata; Anguidae
Gene: RAB11FIP1
Product: RAB11 family interacting protein 1
Exons: 6
Coding region: 13-4032 (1339 amino acids)
Biological process (GO): regulated exocytosis
Cellular component (GO): intracellular membrane-bounded organelle
Molecular function (GO): small GTPase binding
Source: RefSeq, a predicted model, not a curated record
AGCGAGGGAGAUAUGUCGCUGCCGGGUUCGCCGGUGCCUGGGGCCCCGCGCUGGGCCCCGACCCACGUCCAAGUGACGGUGCUGCAGGCGCGGGGGCUGCGCUCCAAGGCCAAGGGCGGCGGCGGCGGGAGCGGGAGCGACGCCUACGCCGUCAUGGCGCUGGGCAAGGAGAAGUUCGCCACCUCGGUGGCCGAGCGCUGCCAGGGCUCACCCGAGUGGCGAGAGGAGGCCACCUUCGAGCUGCCCCCGCCGCCGCGACGGGGCCUGGGCGGAGGAGGGCUCUCGCCGGCCGCGGCAGGAGGCGCGCCGGCGGCCGUGCUGCAGCUCACCGUCCUGCACCGCGCCCUGCUCGGCCUCGACAAGUUCCUGGGGCGCGCCGAGAUCAGCCUGGCCGAGCUGCAGGACGAGGGCGGCCGACGGACCACACGAUGGUACAAGCUUCACUCCAAACCAGGGAAGAAGGAAAAAGAGAGGGGUGAGAUUGAAGUAGAUAUCCAGUUCAUGAGGAGCAACAUGACCGCCAGCAUGUUGGAUCUCUCCAUGAAGGAUAAGUCCCGGACUCCGUUUGGCAAGCUGAAAGACAAGUGGAAGGGGAAACGAGGCAAUGGGUUUCCAGACACAGCUUCAGCUAUUAUCCCUAGCAUUAGUCACUCCCCAGCUGACAGUGACGAAGAGUCAACUGAGAAAGAGAAGAAAAAAUCAAAGUUCAAGACGCUCUUUUCCAAACAUGGUUUGCAGAAGAGCAACAUCUCCCAGUCCAUGUCUGUGCUACCUACUCUCCAACCAGUUUCGGAGAAAGUUAGACUUAAACCCAGUGACUUUCCAUCACAGUGGAGCGACGAUGAUGACGAUGAUACUUUGACUCCAGUCUCAGAGAAGCCCUCUGCAAAUAGAGGUGAAGAUAACUUCCUUUAUCCCCCUUCCAGCAAGUCUCAUAAGAGAACGGGCAGCGGAGAUUCCAAGCAAUUAAACCAAAUCACUACCAGCAAUACCAAGAAGGAUUCACAUUCUUUAUUUGGGGGCCUGAAAUCCAAAAGUGACCCAAUUUCCAGGUCCAACGUGUGUAUCAAUGGCAGCCAUGUUUACAUGGAAGAAUGUGAAUCAAAAAGUGAUACCAUUCCAAGAGAAAGCACUCCAUCUUCCCCUUCCCCUCAUACAUCCCAGCGAAAAAGGCUUUUUUUGUCCCAGGAGAAUUUAUCUUCCGAACCCAGUAAGGAACCUGAAGUCAGUGGAAGAUUACCACUUGACAAAGGGCCGCCUGGGUCUUCCUCACUGGAGUCCUUUAAAGCCAUGACUCUGCCAUCAUAUAAACUACUUAGUGGCGGGGAUUUGCUAGAAAGCAGCACUCCUGUGAUUUCAGACACUCCAAAAGAAACCAAAGAAAACAAAAAACAGGAGAAUAAGAAGCCUGGCUUGCUAUCCCUUGUGACAGUGAAAAAAGAAGCUAAAAUCAGUGAGGAGGUAAAGAACAGUGAUGAUGCCUCUCUGAAAGAAGUCAAACGUAAUGAAAAAGAACUGGCAAGGAAAGAGACAAACCCUUUUGAAGUCCCUGUCGAUAGCAAAAGAGGUCAUGGCUCAGACAAGAGCAGUGCUUCAGAGGUGCCAAUUGCAAAGGCAGCCCUGAACCCUUUUCAUGAAAACAUUGUUGCAGAAGAGAAACCUGAAAAAAGUGCUGCUUCUGUGAAACCAUCGCAGACCAAACCCAUCAAACCCAGACCGGACGUGUCUUCAGAGGAUGAAACCAAAGCCACUUUUACUAUUCCUGUAUCUUCUUCUGCUUCUCCUUUCUAUCAUUUCCUUCGCUCUGAUAAUGAGAACAACCCUUUUACCUCUAAGCUUGAAGCAGAACAGAAAGCUCAGGACUCUGAUAAGGUUGCUAGUUCUUCAUUAAAUCUUUCUGCAAAGCAUAGCAACAAUCCCUUCACUACAAAAUGGGGACAAAUAUCCAAAGAGCAAGCCUCCAAAGCCUUUGUUGUGGCUUCUUCUACUUCUGGAAAUGAGAAUAACCCUUUUGCUCCUAAAUGGGGACAAGAAUCCCAGAUAGAAGAUUCUGAGAACUCAGCAAAAUCUUCCUUGCAUUCCCUACACUCUCCUGCUACUGCUGUUUUUGAGUCUCAUCCUCUUCCUUCUCAGCUGUCUAAUGUUGCUAAUCUUCCUGCCUCUAAACCAGGAAAGGACUCUGAAAACUUUAAGGGUCCUCCCGAAUCUUUGACUUCUAUCUCUUUAGCAGGAAACCUUGAUGAUUCCAUGCAUCUUCAUGUUGUGCAUUCAGGAACGCCUCAAGAUGAAGGUUUAACUAAUCAGAUAGAUCCUGUAUCCAGUUUUCCUGGAUCUGCCUCUGGCAGUCACUCUGCACGCUUUUAUGACCGAGUUGGACUGAUACUGAAGACUCAAUGUGAUGACAAAGUACAGGUUGUGCCACCGUUUAAAGAAAAAAGUGAAAGAAUUAAGAAGUCUGUAACCUUUGCUCUUGAUGAGCUGAAGGAUGAUGAUACAGUAAGUAGUGGUGAUGAGGCUUCAGAUGAAGAUCCAGUGGAGAGAGGGAAUUAUGGUGAAAACGAGGAUGCAGUAAAUCCCACUGAGAGGAACAGCAGACGACAACUUGAAUUGGAUGUAGGAUAUUGCUCUGCUUCUAAGCCCCAUGAUGGGAUAAUAAAUUCUGAUCCUAACGAUGAGAACCCUUUAGAAAGAGAGACUGAAACCAGUUCAGUGAUUACAAUAGAGCCACCAGUCCCAGUCCCAAGAGUUCUCAUGCCUUUGCCUAAGGAAACCAGCAUGUCAAGUACUGCAUCGGGUAGCAGUUCUCUGUCUGUACCACCAAAGCCGGCGCCAAGAAGUGCUUUGAAACAAAAGCAGAGUACAUGUCUUCCUCUCUCUGAUGAAUCAAAAACAGAAGAUGUGUUGAACUCUGCAUCUGUGUUUAAAGAAUUGCCUUCAAAUAGUUUAGUGUCCAGUGAAAGGCUAACCAGUGCUUGCUCACUAGCAGGUUCUGAAUCGACUGUACUCCAGCUUGGAAGAAAUGUUGGCACCACAUAUUCUCAAAGCAUUAGUAAUCACUCUAGUCAUGGAAUAAGCACACAUCUUGGCAUUUUAGUUACUGGAGAGAUGAAUGUAAACCCCAUCGCCCUUCCUGUUAUUCCAGAGGUAGGAUCAGAUGAUGAGCAGCUGAGUGAUUGUCACCAGGAUGCUGAUAAGAUGGCAGCUUGUGAGGACUUGUCAAGGAAUAGGGAUGAAUUUACAGAGUUAUCAUCUUCCACGGAGAGGAGAGAGUUGGCAUCAAAUGAGAAGGUUGCUGGUGAAGGGCAGACUGUAUCACUUGUGAAAAUAAGUGGUCCUAAUGAUGCUCCUGGACCCAACAAGCCAUUGGUCAAUCCUUCAGCAGUAGUACUUCAAAGUGCAGGUCAUAAUGAAAGGGGAUUGGAACAGAAGAAUGGUGACAAGUGUAAGGAAGAUAGGCAUAUUGAUUGUCCUGAGUUCUCUGAUAAGCCUGUCCCUCUUUCCCCUCUGUCUGGUACUUCUCAAUCUUACCCCACUAGUUCAUUCCAAUCUGAUGCUCUUGGCUCUAAUAGAGCAGAAACUCCGAAAAAAGCUGCAGCAGAGGGCUUGGAUGCCAAAGGGGAAAUCUCUGGCAAGAAGAAGCUGCUUGAGGCAAGGGUUUCACCCUCUGAAACACAUCCCAAUCAAACUCUGCAGAGUGGUGGAACGUAUCCUGCUAAGCUCAGACUUCAUCCUGUGAAGCCAAUGAAUGCUACAACAAACAAGCUGAGCAUAACUACGAAGAUCCUGGAUAACCAGAAUGAAAGCAAUCUAAAGAAAUAUGACCCUUCAGAUCCUGCCUACGCUUAUGCUCAGUUAACGCAUGACGAGCUGAUCCAGCUGGUCUUGAAACAGAAAGAUGCAAUGGCAAAGCGAGAUCUCCAGGUGCGAGAGCUGGAAGACUACAUAGAUAACUUGCUUGUUAGAGUCAUGGAGGAAACCCCUAAUAUUCUUCGGGCUCAAGCACAUGUGAACAAGAAAGCUGGGAAGAUAUGAGAAGGCAGUUAAACCUGGACAAUGACGUUUUUUGCUCAUACUUUGGAAGUAGAAAGUGUGAAAAGUUUGACAUUGAAAUAUCUGUUGCUUGUACCAAAACAAAAGAUGUUUUUCUUGUCCUAGGCUAGAGUUGAUUUAGUUUAUCUUGGGAGACUGUUAAUAAUUAUAUAAUCCAAAAUGACAAUCGUAUUAAAGAACAAACAAAACAUAUACUUUUUAGUACACUGUACAUGUUUUGCUGCUCUGUUGAGGUUAAAGGCCUGAGAUUGUGGGACUGGAGGGAGUUAUGAGCCAGUUUUCACCUGUGAAUAAUUCUGUAACUGGAGCAUUUUAAAGGUUUUGUUUAAAAAUAGACAUUUACCUGUUUCCAAAACACAAAUUUCUGACCUGAUGUUUUUAGGGUUUUAAUUUAGUGCAAUAUAAGCAAUCAUAUGCUAAUUAGAUUAGAGGUAUUGGAAGAAUAUGUCAUCAUGAAGUGCCUUAUUUUGGCAAGUUGUUGGAGGAAAUUAGCAUGUUAUCUGAAACCUGGAUGCAUUUUUACUUGCAAGCAGCACACUCCAUUAGGAAAUUCUGCUAUACCAGCUCCAUCGAAUAAGAAUUAAGAGCUCAGCUGCGUUGUUGAAUUCUCAUUCAUUUUGUGGGGUUUGUGCUGUACUAUUUUACUGUUGAUUGUGCUAAGCUGCCUGAAUUUCACUUUAGAUGGUGAGCAAAGUCUACAGUUAAGAACUACAAAGUAGUGGCUGGUGAGCAUCAAACCAACAAGUUAAAAAUAACACAUGAAUAUGAGCAUUUAGGAUUCUUAAGCACAAAACUGACUUCUGUAUCUCCUAAUGUGGUCAGAACAGGGAAAGAGUCUUGAUUUGAUCUAACUGCCUGUGAUGUUAGUGUUAAGUUGUUGCAGUGGUUACCUUUAAGUAUGGUUAGGUUUGAAAGACUAUUUACACUGUAUUUUUUUUGUUGAGAAUUACAACCUGUGUGUUUUUAACAACUGGAUUUGGAAGUGCUCUUGCAUUCGUUAUCGCUGAAUUUUUUUGUUUGUUUAACAUUUAUGAAGUUUCAGUUGACAGACCAUGGAGUCUGGAACCUCUGACAGGUUUCACUAUUUUCUUUUAGUUCAUCAUCCAGUUUAGCACCUACUUUUAAAUUGUUGAUCUUCCCGUUUCACCUUUGAGUGACUUACUCCUUUGUUCAGAAAUCUACUUGAACGUUGUUGUUUUCUUCUCUCAUUCAGUAAACUAGUCAGAUAGCUUCCCAUUUGUGAACAAACAUACAAAAGUUGUUCUCAUAAGCAUCUUUGAUUUUGAGAAGUUUUGCAUCAUGUUGAUUUGGAAAAUCUUCCGAAAAAAUCUCAUUUUAGAAGGGCUAAAAUUCAGCAAUCUCUUCAUUACCAUAAUCACUUUCAUCAGUAACUGUCAAGCACUUGCCUGACUUUCAAAGUAACAUCUUUCAGUUUCUUCAGCUCUUCCAGGUUCUGCAGUUCUUCUUUCCCCACAUCAUCAUGGCUUCCCAAAAUGUAUUUGCUCAUAUUUCUCCUCCUUUGGCCGUUGAAAUCUGUUCUACAGAAGCUGUCCCGUUCUUAUCUGAGCCCCGCUGGUGGCAAAUGAAGACUUUCUUGAUGUUCAAUUGAUCAUCAAUUAGAGAUCUUAAAGAUUCUUCUUUCCCCCCUCCCCCCAAAAAAAAGAAAAGAAAAAACAAAUGCUUGUAAGGCAAACGGGGGAAUAGAUUCAACCUCCUUGAACUUGGUAAGAAUUCAGAUUUGAGUUUAUAGCUGAACAUACUCAUUUGCAUUUAAACUUCAUGUUCAGUUUUUUUUUCUUUCAGAUUAUUUUCUCAGUUGCUUCUUUCACGAGAGUCUCAAUGCGGGCUGUCAGUCUGGACGUAUUCCAACUGCAGUUCUUUGAGACAUAUAGAUAGCAUUCCCUGAAUCUAGAAGCUCGGCCAAAGCCUGAGUCACAGUGUUUUGUUAGUACCCUUGUGUUCCUGAUAUUGGAAGUCCUUAACAGUCAGUCACCUUGCUUCCCAAGUAAACGGGGCUACAAUGGCUUCUCAGUUAUUAAAGGGGCUGCUGGUGCUGCUUCAACUACUAGAAGAUGUGAAUAAUGUUUUUGUGCAAGCUGAGCCCUAUAAUACAAUUUCUGCUGAAGACUGAAUUAGGAACAUGCAUGCUUUUAAUAUACUUACAUGGGUUGUGUGAAACAAAUUGGACUUCUUUUUAGUAAAAGAGUAUUUGUGUGGUGUGUUGCAAAACUAUGGGAAGAAUCCGGUCAAAGUACAGUCCUUUUAAAUCUCAUUGUCUUUUUAAUGAUAUGGCUGGGUAGGUUUUUAAUACUCCAGUAGGAACAACUGGACUUAAACUUCUCCUGAACAUUAGCUGGAUUGUGCCCUGAGGUGAAGUGAAAAGUUAAAAUUCAACAAGAUUUUAUUCUGACUCUAACAGGCAAACUUACAUUGUAUUGGUAUUUUCUUGUCCUCGGACAGGCAUUUCCUUUACAUGGAUUAGUGGUUUAUAAAGGAUCAGUUUUUGUGGGUUUCAUUAUGAAACAAAAUGGUUUUCCUUCCCCUGUAUUCAUCAUUUUCUGUAACAUAGGAAAUUGAGGUUUAAUUGGAUGUUGAUUGAAGAUAGAAGCUGUAAGAGUUACCAGGCUUAGUGCAAACUUGUCUAUGCAUUCUUGGCUUCCAGCCAGUCAGAAUUACUGUAAUUCAAAAAAUUGUUGAGUCUUGUGACUCAACAAGAUUCCUUAACUUCUGAGUGGUGAAAUGCAGAUACCUCACAGCAAUCCAACUGUCAUUUAAAGGCUCUGAUGGAUUAAUUUUGAUUCAUAGUACUUACUGUAGCUACUUUUUGUUAUCUCCCUAUGCACUUUACAAGAGGGAUGAAGUUGCCACUGCAUAGCUCUUCAGCCCUCCCAUUGCGUUCAGUCAUGACACUGGAUUAUAAGCUUGUCAGCUGAAAUCAAAGAUCUUGAUGCUGAAUGGUGCACUGUUAAUCGCUUUUGGUACUGUAUAAUCUGACUUGUGAUCACCAAAGAAUCAGAAUAGCUGAAGCGGCUACUAUACUCAUUCUUUGAGAAGCACUGCAGUUCAUAUGACCUGCAAUCCUUCUGCAAUCAUAGCCUAACUAUGUUAAGUAUUUGGUCCAAAAUAAGUAACGUGUUUGGAUGUAUGGCUCUGAGUAUGGGGUUAUGCUCUCUGUUCCUGUAGCCAUAAAUGGUGGGUGAUGCUCACUGAAUAGACUUGUCCAUCUGUUUUGCAUAGUGUUAAUUCUGUCGAUGAAAUCCACUGACUGAGGCUGCCCUUUUGCCUCAGUUAAAUGGUAGAGCUAGAACAAUGAUUUCAGAUGUUUGCAAGGACAAGAACUGUUUGCCACAUCUAACGUUGUCAGAGUCUUCCACAUACCUCUGGCUCCAUGAUAACUGGAGAGGUACUGUCGAAAGCACAUUUUGCGUGUAAAGCAAACAUUUAAAUGCUUGGGGUCAUCUUUUAAAAACACCUUUAAAUAAUUAAAUUACUUUUUAAAGCUUUAAAUGUCUCAAGGUGUCGUCCUAUGCGUGUUUAGACAGGAAAAGUCGUACGACUCUAGUGUUUCCCAGCUAGCCAGCCAGUGGUAGAACUUUUUCCCCAUCUAAAUAUACAUAGGACUGCAUGUGUUUCUCUCUUUUGGUCCUGCUGGAGCCAUAGCGCAAUGCUGCAUGCCUGCUUGUUUUGGAAAUAAAUAUUUUAUGGAAAGGCUUGUACUGGAAAACAGUAUGCCUGGUAGUCAUGGUCGCAAAGCACUGCGCGGCUAGUUCCUUUAACACCGCUCCCAUUAGGAAUGGCUCUCUAGCAACAAAUAAGGAGUUCACAUUAUUCUAAAAUGCAGCUACGUGCUGUUGAAAUGAUAUUGGUUAUUUCAGUAGGGAUUCUGCUUGGCAGGUUUUCAGUGGUUUGUAGAAACCUCAUUUAUAACAUCUAAAAUGUCCAGCGAUUAUGGACUUUAGUGGACUGCUUGUCAUGUUGUAUCACAUGCAAAGGAACCACUGGACAAAGUCAGGCAACUAUUCCUUCAUACGAAGAUCUGAUGAGUUUUGAGCAACAGACAAUUAGGAUAGUGUCCUUCAACUUGUGCCUUCUAUUCAGUAUCUGUGACUUACAAGUUGGACAUAGAAAUGCUGAGUGUGUUGUCAAAGGGAUAGCUCGCCUCCCCUUGUACAUUCACUUGCCCAAUGCUUACUACUGAAGGAUCUGAAUGUAUGUUUAUAUUUUCUACCUUGUUACUCUUGGUACUUAUGCUAUUGGUUUUUAUACAAAAACCUUCAGCCUCAUGAAAAGUUAAAAUAAAGUUAUUUAAGCUUA